Chrysemys picta bellii (western painted turtle) is the source of this 2126-nucleotide messenger RNA. Its product is annotated as killer cell lectin-like receptor subfamily B member 1B allele C. Gene Ontology annotation, cellular component: cell surface; plasma membrane. Lineage: Eukaryota; Metazoa; Chordata; Testudines; Emydidae. The record is from RefSeq and is a predicted model, not a curated record. Gene Ontology annotation, molecular function: signaling receptor activity. Gene Ontology annotation, biological process: regulation of natural killer cell mediated cytotoxicity.
CCCUGCCUGCGUCUUCGCCGCCUCCUCUCACUCGGGCACGAUGGAGGACGAGGAGGGCUACACGGCUUUGAACCUGCGUCCCAAGCGUGGCAGAUCGGAUGGCCCGUCCCCAGGGGGGAACCAAGGUUCCCGCCAGUGUCCUGGCUGGCUUCAGGUCGCUUUAGGGGCUGGGAAUCUCAUCCUGUCUGUGAUAUUGCUGGCGGUGUGUGUUUCCCACUUCAUGUCCGAGAAGGGACAGAGCCCGGCAGCUCCUGGGAGCGACGGAGCCGGGAGCAGAGAUACAGCGACACCCCCUGGGAGCGAAGACACCUGCACGGCAGAAUGCAGCGCCUGCCUGGAGCGUUUCCGAUCCCAGCUAAGCCAACGUCUUUGCCACCCGGCCCCGCCCGGCCCAGCAGGGGGCUCUGGGUGCAAACUCUGCCCCACGGACUGGCGGCUGCGUGGGGACAAGUGCUACUGGGUCGGCGGAGGAAGUAAAACGUGGAGCGAAAGCCGCGCCAACUGCUCAGCGAGGGGCUCCCAGCUGCUGGUGAUCCGGGACCAGGAGGAGCUGGAGUCCCUACAGGACCUGACAGGAGGCACGUCUCAGUUCUGGAUUGGAUUGUCCCGGCCCUCCCCGGAGAAGGCCUGGACCUGGCUGGACGGCUCCCGGCUGGAUCAGACCCUGUUCCCGGUGUCAGGCCCGGCUGAGGGGAACAGCUGUGGAGCGGUGGAGGGGAAUCGGAUUCAUUCUGACACCUGCAGCUCUGGAUUUCAGUGGAUUUGCCAGCAAGACGCCGUCCCGCUCUGAACAGGGUACGGGGGAGAUCUCAGAGCGCGGCACUGUUACCCCCAUUUCACAUGUGGGGAAACAGAGCCACAGACACUGACCUGCCCAAAUUACACUGAGAAUUAGUGGCAAAGUGGGAAAUGGAACCUAGGAGUCCUGGCUCCCAACCCAGUAGCCCCUCCCUCUUGCCCAGAGCUGGGAAUAGAACCCAGGAGUCCUGGCUUCCAGUCCUACCUCAGCCUAUAGAACAGCAAUUCCAAGCUCUGGCUUCGCAUAUUCCAGCAGGGGCUGGAGAGCGCUGCGGGGGCCGGGCUUGGGCCAUAGGUAUCAGGCUCUGCACAGCCAGGGGGAAAUUUAUCCCUCACCCCCCCAGGACUGGGAGAGAAGAGUCUGCCCCAGGUCACGUAACUCAGCACAGAUUCGGUGUCCAAUGGAGCAGAACUGAUCAACACCAGCUGGGGAUCUGGGCUUUCCCCUGUAUUUCACCCCCGAUUAAUUUCCUUUCACCUCUUGGACAGGUUCCGCUGUCAGCUCCCUUCCCUGGCCCGUCCACUGCUCCCGUCCAGCCUGUGACCUGAUGCAUUUCUGCCCAUCCUGCCCUAACGGAUCGUUAACUCCUGUCACUAACGAGGGGAUCUCAGCUUCAGAGGUGUCUGUGUGGAUGUGCUGUCCGCUUGCUACCUCCUUAGAGCACUUUAAGGAGAUCAAUGUCCCCAACCCCAAUCCCAAAUGGAAACUUUCCCUGUGCAUUAUUUGACGCUCUCUGGGGUCGGUGUCUCUGUCGGAGGAGCCGGGUUGGGGUGCUCCGUGGCAGUGAGUGGGGAACUGCGGGGAGGGCUGGGGGCUAGCGAACGCCCUGUUACCCAGUGGCCCGGCAGCCCAGGAGGAGAUGGACUGGCGAAGCUGGAGGGCGGGCGGCUGGCCAGGCUGAGAAGCGACCUUCCAAACAGACCCAAGUGUCUUUAGGAGCCGCCCCUGAGACAACUGGGCUUGUGAGUGCAACAGGACAGAGCGUGUCCCGUCUGUGGGAGAAACAGGGCUGGCAAGCACUGGCCCGGUCAUGGUUUGGUCGUGGGGCUGGACAAUGCAACAUGCUGAAGGUGCUGUCACAAGGGGAGGACAGAGUGGCCCCAACCAGAGCCCCAGCAUCUCUACUGCAGUGAACAGCUCCUCCGCUCGAGCCCCAGUUAGGUGGCAUGAGCCAGGCGCAGGUGUCCAUCUGCCGUGUAACCAGAGCCUUUGGGCUUCACUUUCCCCAGCUGUGAAAUGGGGGUAUUGAUAUCGACCUUCCUGUGUGAAGCACUUUGAGAUCUACAGAUGCAAAGCUCAAGAUCGGAGCCAGGGAUCAUCAUGAUCG